AUGCAUCUUCUUCGGUGGACUGCAUUAGCGAGUGCAUUGGCCGUCGCCCCCGCGGUGGCAGUUCCCUCCAGCUAUGAGACUCGGGAUACAUGCACCGGACCUACAUCAUCCUCUCCCAGCUCCUAUUGGAUGCUGGACCAGGAUCACACCGGAUGGCCACGAGGAUAUGCCCCCCACGUUUCAAAUGCCAACUACCCCGUCUGGCGCAACGUGAAAGACUAUUCCGCCUCUGCUGAUGGAUCGGGUGAUCAGACCAGCAGCAUCCAAAAUGCCAUCAAUGACGAUGGCUCGGGUGGCAGUCGCGCAAGUCAAGGUGUAACCAGAUAUCCUGCUGAAGUCUUUCUGCCUGGUGGCACCUACCAGCUGGGUAGUACUUUGAACUUGCGUGUCGGCACUGUGAUUACUGGUGAUCCUCUUAACCCACCAGUUCUGAAAGCCGCUCCCGGCUUCAACGGUGAUACUCUCAUCAAUGGAUUCGAUAGUCAGAACGGUCAGCCUGAAACUAGUUUCAUGACCCUCUUGCGGAACGUGGUCAUUGAUACCACUGCUCUCAGUGCUGAUAUAAAGAUCACUGCCCUGCAAUGGGGUGUUGCUCAGGGAUCUGGUUUGACUAAUGUCAAGAUCAAGAUGCCGUCUAGCUCCACUGGACAUACCGGUAUCGAUAUCAGUGCCGGAUCAACGAUCGCGGUGACUGAUGUCGACAUCACUGGAGGUGUUGUCGGUAUCAAAAACUCGAACCAGCAGGUCAACUUCAAGAAUAUCUACUUCAGAUAUUGCACGACUGCUUUCAAGGCAGCUGGUGGCCACACCGCUCUUCUGCAGGGUGCGACUUUCGACACUGUUGGAUAUGGAGUUGACAUGACCAGCAACGGGCUUGGAAGCUUGGUCUUACUGGAUUCGAAGUCCACCAACUCCGGUACCGUGGUGAAAUUCCACGACUCCUCUAAUGACGGCGGCAAUCGAAACAGCCAACUGGUCAUUCAAAACCUUGAACACGAUACCAACAAUGCUAUUGCAGUAGACAGCAAUAACAAUGUGAAGCUUGCCGCCACCAGCAAGGUCGAUACUUGGAUCUGGGGCAACCUGACUCCUGGUCAGUACGUCUCGGGCCAAAGCCUCACCACCUCUCGACCCGACAUUCUCUUGUCCAACGGCAAGUACUUCACUCGCGCCCAGCCUACCUACGCCGAAUAUGCCGCGGACCAAGUCGUCAACGUCAAGAACGUAGACGGACAUGAAGUCAAGGGUGACGGAUCCACAGAUGAUGUGGCAUCUCUCAAUGCCAUUCUGGCAGAUAAUGCAGCCAACUGCAAGAUCUCCUACUUCCCAUACGGUGUUUACAUCGUCAAGGAUACUCUGAAGAUCCCAGUGGGAUCUCGCAUUGCAGGUGAAGCCUGGGCCGUUAUUUCUGGCGCAGGCGAUGCCUUCAAAGAUUCCAAGAACCCCAAGCCCGUGGUCCAAGUUGGUCAAUCUGGCGAUGUUGGUACUAUCGAAAUCCAAGAUAUGCGCUUUAGUGUUGCUGAGAUCCUUCCCGGUGCCAUUAUCCUGGAAGUGAACGCUGCAGGCACAAACCCUGGCGACGUGGCAAUGUGGAACACCAUUGUCACUGUUGGCGGCACUGCCGAGACAAGCAUCAAGGACAACUGUGAUAAUCAAGAUACCUCCAAAUGCAUGGCUGCAUUCAUGGUUAUGCACUUGACCAAGUCUUCAUCAGCCUACCUCGAGAACUUCUGGGGCUGGACAGCCGACCACAACCUCGACGGCGGUUCUUCGAAAACGAUCAUCUCCACCGGUCGUGGUAUCCUUGUUGAGGCAACGAAGGGAACCUGGCUCACGGGCACGGGAUCCGAACACCACUGGUUAUACAACUACAAUUUCAAGUCCGCGCAGAACGUCUUCGCAGGCAUGUUGCAGACCGAAAGUCCUUAUAUGCAAGGAAACGGAGCUACGAAGCUCGCACCAGCACCAUGGACCGCUGAGGCCAGCUUUGGUGAUCCGGACUUUUCCUGGUGCGGUGGUGAUGACGGCAAGUGUCGCAGUUCGCUGGCCACCAAUGUUGAUGGCGGCAAGGAUAUCUUCCUCUACAACAGUGCUGCGUGGGCAUUCUUCAAUGGGCAGUGGGAUGGUAAUUAUGGCACCCAAUGCUCAGGAUCUUGUCAAACCAACAUGAUGCGGGUUACCAACAAGCCGGAGAAUCUGGUCUGGUACUCGGUCAAUACUCGGAAGACGGAUGUGAUGAUCUUGGAUGGUGAGAGUAACCCGACGGAGUACAAUCAUCCUGGUGGAUGGGAGGCUAUUAUUCAGGGAUACAGACAGUUCUCUUAG
Penicillium salamii is the source of this 2325-nucleotide messenger RNA. The record is from the annotation of a GenBank genome assembly. NCBI's taxonomy places the organism in Eukaryota, Fungi, Ascomycota, Eurotiomycetes, Eurotiales, Aspergillaceae.